This is a messenger RNA of Ornithorhynchus anatinus (platypus), 672 nucleotides long. RefSeq names its product myelin P2 protein-like. Gene Ontology annotation, molecular function: fatty acid binding. The record is from RefSeq and is a predicted model, not a curated record. The transcript has 4 exons. Gene Ontology annotation, cellular component: nucleus; cytosol. NCBI's taxonomy places the organism in Eukaryota, Metazoa, Chordata, Mammalia, Monotremata, Ornithorhynchidae. The coding region runs from base 80 to 478 and encodes 132 amino acids. Gene Ontology annotation, biological process: fatty acid transport.
UUCUGCCCACUCCCACUUCUGCCCUCUCCCCCUUCCACUGUCUCUCCUGUGGCCGUCAAGCCCGGCCCGGCCCAGCACCAUGUGCAGCCGGUUCGUCGGGACCUGGAGGCUCUCCUCCAGCGAGAACUUUGAGGACUACAUGAAAGCGCUAGGAGUGGGCUUGGCCACCCGGAAACUGGGCAAUCUGGCCAAGCCCAGUGUGACCAUCAGCAUGAAGGGGGACACGGUAACUCUGAGAACAGACAGCACCUUGAAGAGCACAGAGAUUUCUUUCAAGCUGGGCCAGGAGUUUGACGAAACCACCGCAGAUAACAGAAAGACGAGGAGUGUGGUGACCUUAGACAAGGGAGCCCUGAACCACGUCCAGAAGUGGGACGGCAAGCAGACGACAAUAAAGAGAAAACUGGUGGACGGGAAGAUGGUGGUGGAGUGCACCAUGAAAGGGGUGGUCUGCACCCGGGUCUACGAGAAGGCCUGAGGCCGCCGCAGCCUCUUUCGUCGAAGCGACCGCGCUCCCCAGAACCAGUCCGGUUUAAGAAGAAAAACUGGACUCUGGGCUCUGGUCUCGUUUCUUUCUGUGUAUCAGGAAAAGGACUAAACUGUGAAACCCGACUGAAAGCUGGACUGUAGCUCCUUCAGCUGCUGGGGUUAUAAAACAAAAGCUUGAAGUGA